Molecule: messenger RNA, 1641 nt
Organism: Sclerotinia trifoliorum
Lineage: Eukaryota; Fungi; Ascomycota; Leotiomycetes; Helotiales; Sclerotiniaceae
Source: the annotation of a GenBank genome assembly
CGGCAGUAAAUUUAUUUUUUUGGGGUGAUCCUGAGAAUCUAGCUUCGAACCCUCGCAACCAUGGACAAUUUUGUGUACAAUUUAUGUUGUAUCACUAGUAAGGUCUACAAUUAUCAUGAAGUCUUUAUGUCGUUCGUUUUCCUCUGUCGCAGUUAGACGGCCAAUUGGUGAAAAUAAUUCACGACUUCCUUAUCGAUGUCAGCAUGCUACAGCACCGGCGCCACACCCUAGAAAGCGGAAUUUCUUUUCUUCCAACGCUGCUCUCCAACAAGAUCUCGCAUCAUCAGCUGACGAAUCUAUAUCAGAGCUGAAGCCUGUUCAGAAGAGGAAACCUAUACGGUCGCCAGCUGGGAAGACGAGCCUGAGGAGGGUGGCAGUGGAAGCUCAAAGAUCUAGGCAAAAUACAACUCGACCUGAAGUCACAUCUGAAAAUGUUGAAGGCACGAAGAGAGUUACUGCUAUCUCUGUGGCAGACCAUUUUGAUAUGGAAGCUGUAGCUCGGAUCUUACGAUCGCAUGGUUUCUCAAUUGACCCAGACGGAACUGGCUUUGAAUCUGAUGAGGUUAUACACACACGAGGGGUCAACAACGGGGAUAUAUUUGUGUUUCCUUCAGGGUCGCUUGUGGCAUGGUCUUUGCCCCAAGAUGUAGUUACAGAUUUAGCAACCAAGACCCUGUUCCCAGCCGCUAUCGAUUCACAUGUGACCGAUGUUGAGAUAGAAGAUCUGGAAUGUGAGGAAGACGCUAAACGUGAGAACAGCAGUAUAAGAGGAGAUAUCAUUGUGCUAGGGACGAAGGACUCGCCAAGUGAAGGCCGUCUAAGGUAUCUCACGCAUAGUCAUAUUUCCUGGUGAAUCAUCAAUGCUAAUUUUUGCCAUAGCUCACGAGUCGAUACAACUCUUGCAAAGAUUGCCUUCUCUUCCGGCCUUGCUAGGUCGACAAAACUCGCGGUUCUCGAGACUAUGUUGUCAAAGUACUUCGAAUCUACCAAAGCCAUACCUACAUUACUUUCAAGAGGAUCAAGGCUACCUUUUAAUCGGCAAUUCAUGUUACAAAAGACUGGGGAGUUGCUUGAUUUACGGGCCCGGCUGAACCACUAUUCCGAGCUCACAGAUUCACUCCCGGAUUUGUUUUGGGAUAGUAGGCAUGAAUUAGGUCUAGAAGGGUAUUAUGAUCAAGUCGGAAGGGCUCUCGAUGUUGGUGUUCGAAUCAAAACUUUGAAUCAGAAAAUGGAUUAUGCCCAGGAAAUCGCAACAAUUCUUCGGGAGACUAUGAGUGAGAAGCACAGUAUUCAUCUAGAGUGGAUCAUUAUUGUUCUCAUUGCUGUGGAAGUAGGCUUUGAGCUUCGUAGAUUAUGGAAGGAACGAAGUGAACGACUGGAAAAGGGAAAGGAGAAGGAACACGGCACAUGACAUAAUAUGCUAUGAAAUCGAAACGUUUUUCUUUCCAAUUUCCGAAGAUUCCAAAAGAUACCCCACUCCAUACUGAAGAGCAAAAGCUCGUUUUACUUCCAGCGGGAAAACUGGAAUAUUAUAUAUUACAUAGUUGAAUCCUGUUUCGGCCAUGAGAUAUCCUUGAUUUUCGAGCUAUUGAGUUGAAUCGCUUCUUUUAUGCCUCUGAAAGCUAUAAAAUCGACCCUUGA